Molecule: messenger RNA, 798 nt
Organism: Oncorhynchus masou masou (cherry salmon)
Lineage: Eukaryota; Metazoa; Chordata; Actinopteri; Salmoniformes; Salmonidae
Product: sialic acid synthase-like
Exons: 3
Coding region: 134-565 (143 amino acids)
Biological process (GO): carbohydrate biosynthetic process
Molecular function (GO): N-acylneuraminate-9-phosphate synthase activity
Source: RefSeq, a predicted model, not a curated record
GUGCGAGACUGCCUCUGAAAAUCUCAUCCUUAAAAGGAGCAUGAUUAAUUUGCCAUAGGCUCUUAAUCAUUUACCAACUUAAUUUAUCACUUUUACUUUGAAAAUUCGAGAAUUCGAGCUUUGUCCUGGCAGGAUGAUUGGGGGUUCUAACCCCUGUUUUAUUAUUGCAGAAAUUGGACAGAAACACCAGGGAGAUAUUGAAAUCGGCAAGAAAAUUAUCAAGAUGGCCAAGGACUGCAGGACAGACUGCGCCAAGUUUCAGAAGAGUGAGCUUGAGUACAAGUUCAAAAAGUGUGCCCUGGAGCGUCCGUACACCUCCAAACAUUCCUGGGGAAAGACAUACGGUGACCACAAGCGUCAUCUGGAGUUCAGUCAUGAACAAUAUAGAGAGCUCCAGAAAUAUGCACAGGGGGUUGGAAUCUUCUUCACCGCUUCUGGAAUGGACGAGGUGGCUGUGGACUUCCUGGAUGAGCUUGAUGUGCCCUUCUUCAAUGUUGCCUCGUGUGAUGUCAACAGUUUCUCCUAUCUGGAACUGACUGCAAAAAAGGUCAGGGAUUCAAUUUAGCACUGUUAUAUAUGUACUACAUCUUUGCCACAUGUUACCGUGGUAAAGGUCAAAUGUUACCAAUUAUAAUAUACCCUGAAUGUGCAGUCAAAAUGUGCAAAGGUAACGUGUUGGCGCCACCCCUUGGGUUGUGCCGUGUUGGAGAUCUUUGUGGGCUAUACUCAGCCUUGUCUCAGGAUGGUAAGUUGGUGGUUGAAGAUAUCCCUCUAGUGGUGUGGGGGCUGUGCUUUGAC